Molecule: messenger RNA, 1672 nt
Organism: Hymenoscyphus albidus
Lineage: Eukaryota; Fungi; Ascomycota; Leotiomycetes; Helotiales; Helotiaceae
Source: the annotation of a GenBank genome assembly
CUUUGAUUCGCCAGCGUUGCGGAUACUGAUGCCGAUGCUGAAGCCGAUGCCGAAGUUUUGUGUACACCAAUCUCACCUGCACACACUCUCCCUCUCACCCCGCACUUGUUGUGAGGUAACUAGGUUCGAGUAGUGGUACAAUAGUGGUAAUUUACAGUACUGUAGCCUUGUGGUCGUGGUCGCUUGAAUCUUGGCAGGCGAAGCUCAUUGAAGAUCUUCGCCUUCAUCCACAUCAAGCUUAAGCUUGUAUCAAUGUAUUUAUAUAAAUAGAAGAUCUCAGCCCUAUGCCAUGCCAUGUAUCCAACCUUAUGACCCCCACCACUACCUCACUCCAACGACCACCAGAUGAUGAAUCCACCGUCUAGACUCAACCAAAAUGUCCGUCACACUCCACACCAAUUUCGGUGAUAUCAAGCUCGAGAUCUUCUGCGAGAGUGUCCCCAAGACCGCCGAGGUGAGUACCAAUACACAUUUACACUAACCUAUUCUAUGCAGCGAUACAAUCUUACUUGAACCUCAACUCAAGUACUGACUCUCCCCAGAACUUCCUCGCCCUCUGCGCCUCAAACUACUACACCAACUCCACCUUCCACCGCCUCAUCCCCUCCUUCAUGAUCCAAACCGGCGCACCCCCUUCGCAACCCAAAGGCGGAACCUCCAUCUGGUCAGGUCCCUUUGCCGACGAAAUCCGGCCGUCGCUGCGACACAACGCGCGCGGCAUCGUCAGCAUGGCCAACAAAGGUCCCGACACCAACGGUUCCCAAUUCUUCAUCUGCUUCGACAAGGCGCCGCAUCUGGAUGGGAAGAAUACCGUGUUUGGCCAUGUCAUCGGGGAUGAGGGGCUGAAGACUUUGCAGAAGAUGGAGGCCGUGGAGGUGGAUAGGAAGAAUCGCCCCAAGGAGGAGAUGAGGAUUGAGAGAGUUACGAUGCAUGCGAAUCCUUUGGCGGGGUGAGGAGGGGUAUGGGUUGGAUGUUGGUUGAGACGCUUUAUUGGAGUCGUGGAUUGGGAGGGCUCGGCGUGAUUAUCAAAUUGGGAUUUGAUGAUGACCGUUGGGUGAUUGGGGUCGAUACAUGCUGUUUACAGCAUACGAGAAGAAAAGCGCUACUUCCAAAAACCCUACCAGAGAAUAGGACAGCGGAGGAGCAAAGAAUAUAUCCACCCAGCCAUCCAAUCUCCAAAAAGGCAAUCCAUAAUACAUACAAGUGAUCUCAAACUCAACUCCUCCUUCUCUCCCAACCAACCGCAACCACUCGCAGGCUCACCUCGGCUUCCCAUCACGCUAGCAUCCCACGCCACAGAAAUACCCCCCACGUCCGUUAAAGAUCCAAGUAAGUGCCCAGCCCUCAAUCAUUUACACGCUCCUACGGAACACGUCUAUCUGGCUUAGUAGUAACACAUCUCUUAUGUUACCACUAAGACAACGGCCGUACACACUGAAAUAUAGUACCUAUUAGCUAAAAACAGAAGAGCGCAGGAAUAAUAGCCCAAUAGACAAACUCAGUACGUCUAGUUUACGCUCCCUAGCGACACUCAAAUAGUGUUUAGACUUUUUGCAGUUUUUUUUAGGGGGGCAUAUCAGCCCGUUUUAUAAAACCUCGCGAGGAACGCUAGAAGUAAAAAUAUGGGAUGGCUUUUGAUAUACUAUGAAAGCUCUAUUCUUUUUCUUUUUUU